Messenger RNA from Cinara cedri, 549 nucleotides. NCBI's taxonomy places the organism in Eukaryota, Metazoa, Arthropoda, Insecta, Hemiptera, Aphididae. The record is from the annotation of a GenBank genome assembly.
AUGGUUGUUUUGUGGAUUGGUACACGUCUGUACAGCAUGAUUGACGCAUCCGUUAAUUCAGUCGACAACGUGAAAGUUUCCCAGUUUGUAGAGACUGCGGGGGCUUUAACGGCGGAUAACCGAAACAUUGUAAACCCGGAUUUGACAAAAACUCCCGAUUUGACAAAAAUGGCCGCCGUAGUGGACGCGGUCGAAGUACCCAUGUUUGCAGAGACUUCGGGUGCUUUGAUGGCCGACGACCAAAAUAAGGAAUUACCGAAAUAUGACGACAAAACACCAGACACGAUGAAAACGGCUACCAUAAUGGACAUCAAAGUACCCAAGUUUACUAAGAUGCCAUCUUCCACCACAUUGGGCCAGUUUGUUCAUGAAACAUCCGAACGUGAAAGAUGCAGUUUUAAUAUUAUCGCCCGCGGAAUCUCUGAGUCCUCUUCAGCUGCUGCUGACGAUAGAGUCUUCAUUUCGAUCCUGUUGGCUGAGCUCUCCCUUUCUCUUCUUCCUAACACAAAGGUACUGUACCUUAGUAAAGUCAUUUCCAAGAGCCUCUGA